Molecule: messenger RNA, 4308 nt
Organism: Sardina pilchardus (European sardine)
Lineage: Eukaryota; Metazoa; Chordata; Actinopteri; Clupeiformes; Clupeidae
Gene: zdhhc3b
Product: zinc finger DHHC-type palmitoyltransferase 3b
Exons: 7
Coding region: 372-1310 (312 amino acids)
Molecular function (GO): palmitoyltransferase activity
Source: RefSeq, a predicted model, not a curated record
GGGUUUGUCUGUUUCAAUAGAAACUUCCUGAUUCUCCUCCUACUUGCCUUUCUCGGUCAGGGAAUCCCUUCUCUGAAAAGUGUUUGUCACGUUCAUUCGCGUGCUCUCACUACCGCACUUCAGCAGGCUAAGUUACAAACUAAACAUAUGUCCACGAAAAAAUAUAAACUUAAUUAAUAGCGGGAUAUUAAAAGAAUCUGAUAAGUAGAGCGUGAAUCUUGAUCCUCAGAAAGGGGUGUGCUUGCUGCUGUCGCAGAUCCAGGGAGUGCAUUUAGCUUAUAGCUAACGUCAGUUAGCCAUCUAGCCAGGUAACAUCGCUCGACACCUACGGAAAAUAAGGGAGAGCAUGCUGAGACGGCACGGCUGGUAGGAUGAAGAGCCCGGGGCACCGCAGCAGGGACAUCGAGAGGCAAGCGGGCUACCUGCGCCCGGAACACUGCGCCCCUCCGCCCCAGCUGGGCCCUGGCGCCGGCGCCAUGUGGUUCAUCCGCGACGGCUGCGGCAUCGUGUGCGGCGUCAUCACCUGGAUGCUGGUGCUGUUCGCCGAGUUCGUGGUGCUCUUCGUCAUGCUGAUGCCGGCGCGCAGCCUACUCUACAGCCUGGUGAACGGCGCGCUCUUCAACACCCUCGCCUUCCUCGCCCUCGCCUCCCACUUCAGGGCCAUGUGCACAGACCCGGGAGCUGUGCCUAAAGGGAACGCCACCAAAGAGUUCAUCGAGAGCCUCCAGCUGAAGCCAGGGCAGGUGGUGUACAAGUGCCCCAAGUGCUGCUGCAUCAAACCCGACAGAGCGCACCACUGCAGUGUGUGUAAGCGGUGCAUCAAGAAGAUGGACCACCAUUGCCCCUGGGUGAACAACUGUGUGGGGGAGAACAACCAGAAGUAUUUUGUACUCUUUACUAUGUACAUUGCACUGAUAUCGCUGCACUCUCUCAUCAUGGCGGCCUUGCAUUUUGUCUUCUGCUUCGAGGAGGACUGGAACAGUCCCCGUUCCCCAAACCCGCUCCCCCACUUCUCCCCAGCGUGCAGUUCCUUCUCGCCUCCGGCCACCGUCAUCCUCCUCAUCCUCCUGUGCUUCGAGGGGCUCCUCUUCCUCAUCUUCACCUCUGUGAUGUUCGGCACGCAGGUCCACUCCAUUUGUACCGACGAGACCGGCAUCGAGCAGUUGAAGAAGGAGGAGAGGCGAUGGGCGAAGAAGUCCAAGUGGAUGAACAUGAAGGUGGUGUUUGGCCAUCCCUUCUCCAUAGGCUGGCUCAGUCCCUUCUCCACGCCCGACCACGGCAAAGCCGAGCCCUACCAGUACGUCGUCUGACGCAGGACCAAACGUCGCUCCGGCUGAAACCUGCCGCACGUGCCCCGGAGAGGUGUGGCGCGCGUUGAUGAUGCGUACAGACCGUGCCACCACAGCAGCGGCCGGCUCACCUGAGCAGAACCCUCUCUCUCGGCAUGAUUACGACGACUGAAGACUUCUGGAAGCGUAUGAACUGCUCUUACUUUUUUCUCUCUUUCUUUUUCCCCCUGUUCCUCUCAUCUCGGUGACAAAAUGGGUCACCAGCCGACUCAGAGAUUGCACAGACACUGAACAGUUAUCUGCCUGUAUGCAUUGAAGUAAUUAUAACCUUUGGUCUUUUUUUUUUUUUUGCUCGAUCCUGUCAGCUGUUUUAAGCUGCAGUGUCCUUUCUUGUUUUGCUUUCUCCUCGAUGAUCAUCUCUAGCUGGUAACAAAGCCGCCUUAUUACUAAUUGCCUGUAGGCCUACUUCUGGAUGACACUUUCUAGACGGCUAUCUAGUGAAGCUGAAGGCUGAGCCGAUUUUAGAUUUUUGCUCUUUUUCAAUCACUGGAAGUGCACUCAAAAUGACAACAGAAGACUGACAUGCAGUGGUGAUGUGACCGCAUACUUUUCUGAGACCGCCUGUACUCACAAGCCAAAGCAUGUGGCUCUCACCAGUAGAUUCUCCAGAGUCUGAUAGCCUCAGCGUGUUUAGCUUUGUUGCGUAAUGCGUAGACCAACGACAGCUACAGCUACUCCACAAUACUACUGCAGGGUUAUUACAUGAAGCAAGUUAUCAAACAAUCAGUGUUUGGUAUGGUAUUGUUUGUCAAUAUUACAGUCUUAACAUAAUGUGGUUGUCAAUCAAAUAAUUUGUCAACGUAAUAUGAUUGUCAAUCAGAUCAUUUGACCAAGCAUCUGGUCAUGCAACAGUUUAUUGAUGUGGAGGUUGCAGUAGGUCAGAAGAACAGACGAGCCUCUGCUACUGGAGCCAACAUACUCGAGCAGUGUGGGGCCAAGUUGUCUGCUUUAUCAGCUAACAUUUUCAAUCUCCUUUCUGAAUGCUGUCAUUAUAUCAGAAUAACCAGAGUAUGGCAGAGUUGCACUGGAUUCAUGGAAAUUGCCUUUUUAACAUUGAGAAAGUGAACAGACAACAGACUGCGUGGUCUGGUGAACUGCCUUAUUGUAGGUGGCCCUGGGCUUUAGGCUCUGAGUUGUGUCUCAAUUCUUCACAUUUUGCCAAAGGUGAUAUUUCAGUUUUGCUUUCUUUCCAAAGGGAAAGAUGCUUAAUGUUGAAAGCAGAAAUCUCCCCUUCUUUACAUGCCUAGUUGGUACAGCUCAAAGCAAAAUGUACCAGAAAGACCCUUAGAUAGGGGAGUGAAGAUCAGUUUAUUCCGCUUUUGAGAUUCUGUUGCCUUUGUAAAUUGACUAACCCCAUCAAUAGUUUUAGCAAUUUUUUUUGUCUUAUUUAACUUAUUUAAGCGAAAUAGGUGUCCCAUGUCAUCCAGCUCCACUGGAAAGUCUCCAACUAUCACUAACAAAAACAAAGUUCAGUUCCAGCGCUGGUUUAAACCAGCAGUACUGUACCUGAUGUUUUGUUUGGUUUUUUUUAAAACGUUUUUAAAAUGCGAUUUUUGAAAGUACACCACUGCAGCACUUGGUGAGCGGUAAAAGCAGUUAGAAGUGGAAGUUGCACUUUUCACCACCUCAACCUCUCUGGUCUGACUGGAACUAUUAUAUCACGAUCAGGGAUGAGGAUGUACGACUGUGAAGUGUCUACCCACCACCACUGUUACCUUCUUGUGUUGGACUACAACUACGACUACAACUCACUGGCUAGAUCUGCCAACUGUUUGUGAUCUCUCCAAAGUUGCAGUGGCUAUCUUAAGCAGCUGAAGCUGGUAAAACCCCAGCUCAUUCUGCGCUGGUGUUGCCUCAGAAGACCCCCUCCUUCCACACCUCCUCCCACACCCCACCCCCACCUCCUCCCUCCUCCCACCCCCACCUCCUCCCACCCCUCCUCCCUCCUCCCACACCCCCCACACCUCUUCCCACACCUCCUCCCUCCUCCCACACCCCCCACACCUCUUCCCACACCUCCUCCCUCCUCCCACACCCCCCACACCUCCUCCCACCCCCCCAUCCCUCUUCCCUCACCUCCUCCCACACCUCCUCCCACACCUCCUCCCUCACCCCACCCCCAUCCCCACAUCUUGUGCUGGGUCCCUUUCUUGGAGAACAAGAAAGAUGCAAAAGGGAUCAGUUGUGUCUACCUUGAUGCACCAGCUACUGUGUGUAAGUGUGUGUGUGUGUGUGUGUGUGUGUGUGUGUGUGUGUGUGUGUGUGUGUGUGUGUGUGUGUGUGUGUGUGUGUGUGUGUGUGUGUGUGUGUGUGUGUGUGUGUGUGUGUGUGUGUGUGUGUGUGUGUGUGUGUGUGUGUGUGUGUGUGUGUGUGUGUGUGUGCGCGCGCAAGAGAGAAAGCGUGCACUUUUUGGCAGUACCUUUUUUGUGUCAGAAUUGUGAAACAAAAAGACCCAAUUGCUGCUGCUGAUGCUGCUGUCUUUGCAUUGGCCUUGCUGAUUAGGAAGGGAAGUGUGGGGUCUCUGUCAGCAGAGUGGGGAUCAAUGUUCCAGGGCUUCCCUGGGGCCUAGUGCCCCUCUCAUUUGUUUAAUUCCGUUUAAUUUAAUUUCUGCUAUUAAGAGGGUGCUGGGGCUGGUGUAGGGGACUUGCUGGUGUUUAUACUUUGUACAGUUUCUGAUGAAAAGGGACAGGUGCUCUUCUCUUUCAAUCUUAUUUUUCUCUCUCUCUCUCAAGGGUUUCUUUUCUCUCUCUUUUGCUCUCUCCCUCUCUCUCUUUCUCUCUCUCAAUUUCUUUAGUAUCCAUCACAUUGUUCCUUUUCGUUUUGUUUGAUACCUGUAAAUAAUAUGUGUAUUCACAUUGUGCAUAUAUUUCAAAUGUCUAUCUGAAUGCAACAUAUGAAGUGAUGAUUCAGUUACUUUCACCUUGAAAGUAAAUGCAAUAAAUCUUUGUUUUUUUCAUCA